AAUUCGUUUUAUUAGUUAUCCAAUAUACACCUCUGUUAUUUUUUGGCGCCAGCGUUCCAUUCUUAGUCCACUCGUGCCACGUACAUUUCGCAUACUCUCAAUUUCACAUUUACAUUCUGCUCAGCAGCCAUGGUCGAAACCCGCCGCCGCCGCAGACCCAAGACCGAUGUCAGCAACCAGUAUUAUGUCGGGUAUGUUGAGGACGACGAGUCUGUCGAUGCGAUUAUGAAAAAGUUUGAGGAGCUGGAGCGGAUCGAACAGGAGUUCUCAGCAAAGAAAAAGGGCGUCGCAGAGGCAUCCGGAAGCUCGAUGCCUGGAACGCCCGGAUCAAUCGCCAACGGCACAGCGGCUAACGCGGCAUUGGGCUCGGAGGCUGCCGACACAGACACAAAAUCUAAAGAAGGAACAACGGGCACAGACUCCGAGCUGGCAGAUGCUGAAUCGAUGACUGGGGAAGAGGGCGGCAUGACUAUGGAGCUGCUCGAAGAGGUUUUUAAGCGCACAAGCGCAUUCACUGUGCGUGGAGCCAUGAUAGACGCCCUCGACUUGGAGGUCAUGGACGACGUCGAGCUGUGGGAAGCUGAGGCCGGCAACGCCAUCCCGCUUGAAUGGGAGGAGGAAGAGGACUACAUCACGCUGCACCUCGACGAUGAUGCACUCGACGACGAGUUUGGUGUGCUUGUUUCGAGGCGCCGCAUGCCAAAGCGUGAGCCUGCCAAGAGGACCGGGGCAAAGCUCAGCAGUCGCGACCAGAUCAUUCAGCGCUACAAGUACAUGCAGGUGCGCAUCCAGGACAGACACGGCCACACUUUUUUUGUUAGCCGCAAGGUCAAUGCCGUAGAUCCAAGCUUGCCUACGUAUGUGCGCAUCCCUCCGGCGCCCAUCUCUCGCUCGUGGGUUAAGCACAUCCGGCCGCUGGCUGAUACUGCCGAGUCCACGCCUUACUCUGUCAUAUCGGGGAUUCUGAUCCCAAAGUCCGAGCCAAAGUGGGCGCGGCGCUUGGAAACAGACGAUACGCUCAGCUUUGACUUUUCGAUAUUUGGCUGCACCCUGCAAUGCGUGUACAUGGAUCCGCCACUCUUGCUCCCGAACGAACAGCCCAGGCCAGGCUAUUUCGACAUAUCGAGGCUCAGGGUGAUCCCCGUGCACAAAAUGCUGGUUCCCGGCGCGUUCCUGUUCACCUGGUGCGAAAAGGAGCUCCUCCCCGACAUGUGCGAGAUUGCCGAGAAAGAGUGGGGGCUCAAAUACGUCGAGAAUUUUUGCUGGGUGCGUCAGUUGACCAAUAACCACAUCGCGAGGCUUCCGUCGGAUUACUUCUGCCGCUCAAAGGUUACGUUGAUGAUCUUCCGCAAGGGGGGAGACCUGGAGAUGCGGCAUCAGCGCAGCCCCGACUCCGUGUUUGAUUUCGUCAAGCCGCGGAUGCCCGGUGAUCUGAAUGACCGCAAGCCAGAUUUUUCGUACACGGUUAUCGAGACGCUGCUGCCGCGUGCGCUGUGCACGCCCGAGCUGCCCGACCCCGAUAGACUAGUUCAGCUGUGGAUGCCUGCCGACAACCACCGUACAAACUGGACGACGAUUGUGCAGACACCAUUGGAGAGUCUGCCGGUUUGAGAUUGCAUGUUGACUGAAUAGAAUUCACGCGUAAAGUGCCGAGCACUACUUUUUUAUGAGGAGAGGGAAAUGUAGUGGCGGUGGCAGUGGUAAAUUAAUGGCAAAAAACCAUGACCACCCCAUCUUCGAUAUAAUUGCAUUGUUUUCCUGUCAACCAGCAAGUUGCGGUUAGCGGAGACACCGCUCGAGUGCCCAGACGUCCACACCACGCUCGUUUACUUUUUGACCACUGAAUUUUUUGGCUAACUGCCUUGUGUAUGAAUUCGCAGACAUGGUUUUAUUUUGCCAAUGCUAACGUGCAAUUUUGAUAAAUAAUAUCUACGAAUGCCAAGUGGCUGGAUUCAACUUGGCGAGGGUGAGUGAGAGUUAUCCAAUAUUGAUAACAGUGUUUACAGGUUACCAGCUGUUCCUUAAAAAUCCACCAUUUUACAAUUAAAUAAACAAGCCAAUAUUAUUC
Molecule: messenger RNA, 2068 nt
Organism: Kickxella alabastrina
Lineage: Eukaryota; Fungi; Kickxellomycota; Kickxellomycetes; Kickxellales; Kickxellaceae
Exons: 2
Coding region: 130-1611 (493 amino acids)
Cellular component (GO): RNA N6-methyladenosine methyltransferase complex
Source: RefSeq, a predicted model, not a curated record